This is a messenger RNA of Aspergillus candidus, 1410 nucleotides long. RefSeq names its product Mov34/MPN/PAD-1 family protein. Gene Ontology annotation, biological process: protein deneddylation. Gene Ontology annotation, molecular function: metallopeptidase activity; protein binding; deNEDDylase activity. Bases 112 to 1161 code for a protein of 349 amino acids. The transcript is spliced from 2 exons. Lineage: Eukaryota; Fungi; Ascomycota; Eurotiomycetes; Eurotiales; Aspergillaceae. The record is from RefSeq and is a predicted model, not a curated record. Gene Ontology annotation, cellular component: cytoplasm; COP9 signalosome.
CUCGUUGACACCAUCUCCAUCACUCCUCCCAACGACUGCUGUAUAUCUGAUCCCUCGUUGGAGAAAAACAGUCGCAAUCAGUUAUAGAUUCCCCAUCUACCAACCACCACCAUGCAGCAGGCUGCCCAGCAGUCCUGGGAGUUCGAAAACGCCAUCAAUCUAAUUGACCCCCACCGCGACGCCCUCUACCGCUACAACGAAUCAACCCACACUCAACUAAGCAGCACGCGACCAUGGUCCAAAGACCCGCAAUACUUCAAAUCCGUGCGGAUCUCCGCCGUCGCACUCCUCAAAAUGGUGAUGCACGCGCGGUCAGGCGGAUCCCUCGAAGUAAUGGGUCUGAUGCAGGGAUACGUGCAGCACGAGACCUUCAUCGUAACAGACGCCUUCCGGCUCCCCGUCGAGGGCACCGAGACGCGGGUCAACGCGCAGGACGAAGCCAACGAGUACAUGGUGUCGUAUCUGCAGGCGUGCCGAGACUCGGGCCGCAUGGAGAACGCCGUCGGGUGGUACCACAGUCACCCUGGGUACGGGUGCUGGCUGUCGGGCAUUGACGUGUCGACGCAGGAUAUGCAGCAGAUGGGGGGUCCGUUCGUGGCGGUCGUGAUCGAUCCCGAGCGGACUAUCUCCGCGGGGAAGGUCGACAUCGGUGCGUUCCGCACGUUUCCCAAGGACUAUAUGCCUCCUUCCUCCUCCAAGGAGGGACAGGGUCAGGACGGCGAGGGCGCCGGCGACGCCGACGGCGGAGACGACUACCAGGCCGUGCCGCUGAGCAAGGCCGAGGAUUUCGGCGCGCACGCGUCACAUUACUACAGUCUCGACGUAUCAUACUACAAGAGCUCGCUAGACGCCGAGCUACUAUCGCUACUGUGGAACAAGUACUGGGUAGCGACGCUAAGCCAGAGCCCGCUGUUCACGACGCGCGACUACGGCAGCAAGCAGAUGAUGGAUCUGAGCCAGAAGGUCCGGCGCGCGACGCGGGGCAUCGAGAAUAGCGCUUCGCGCGGCGGAGGACCCUCGACCGUUAAGGAUCCGCAGCUGGAGAAGGUCGUGCGGGAUGGACAGCGGAUUGUCUCCGAGGAGGUUAAGGGGUUGUUGGCGGCGGAUGUGAAGAUGAAGUUGUUCCAGGGGAUUGGGGAGGAUAGCCGCGCGGAGACGUAGCUGGUGGAUUCGUGCUUUAGCUGUGAAACGACGAGAUGACUUCUUUUUAUUUUUUGCUAGGUGUCUUCCCCUGCGGUAGGGUCAGCCUGUCGUAGAGCAUAGUCCACCUACUUGGCUUAAGAGCUAACACACCCUGGUGGGCUUUCCAGGCAGGGCCCAACACCCAAGUAGGACUACUAUACAUAGACAACGACCAUCGAUCAACCUACAAAUCGGACCAAUUACGGAGUCAAGGCACGUCCACGCUAU